AAGAAAAUUUUAUUUUCUAAAGUAGAAAUUUAACCCCUCUUUUCUUAAGAACACAAAUUCAGUUUCUUUCUUUGAACAAUAUGAUCAUGAUUUCUAUAAUAAAAGCAUGAAAUAUUUGGAUGUUUUUGAUUCUUAUCAGGUAAACCGAUAACCGAAUCGAGUACGAUCAAUAACCGAUUAACCGAUACCUGAUAAUCGAUAUCUUAUCGGUUCGGUUAUCGGUUUAGCAUAUUUGUAAACCGAUAACCGAUAUGCCUACCCGAUAACAUUCACAAUCGAACCGACCGAUACCCACCCCUAACGUGGAGGCAGCAGUAGCAUGCACUUCUCUUUCUUAUUAUUGCUAUACAUAGUACGUAACCUCAAAAACAAGAAUCAUCAAAAAAUGGAAAAAUCACAUGAGAAUGAGCAUCCAGUAAAGGCCUUUGGAUGGGCAGCUAAAGACACUUCUGGUGUUCUUUCUUCUUUCAAUUUUUCAAGAAGAGUCACGGGUGAGAAAGACGUGCAGUUCAAAAUUUUGUAUUGUGGAAUUUGCCAUUCUGAUCUUCAUCAGCUCAAGAAUGAAUGGGGCACCAGCAAGUAUCCCGUUAUACCUGGGCAUGAGAUUGUCGGUGUGGUAACCGAAGUUGGUAGCAAAGUGGAAAAGUUUAAAGUCGGAGACAAAGUAGGGGUUGGAUACUUUGUAGGAUCAUGUCGCGAAUGUGAAAACUGUACCAACAAUCUCGAAAAUUACUGUCAUGAUCAAAUAAUGACAUCCAAUGGUACUUACUCUGAUGGAACUAUAACGUAUGGAGGUUACUCCGAUAUCAUGGUUUCUGAUGAACAUUAUGUAGUUCAUUGGCCAGAGAAUUUUCCAAUAGAAGCCGCUCCUUUACUAUGUGCUGGAAUUACAACAUACAGCUCGUUGAAAUACUAUGGACUUGAUAAGCCCGGAAUGCGCAUUGGUGUUGUUGGUCUUGGUGGUCUCGGCCAUAUGGCUGUGAAAUUCGCAAAGGCAUUUGGAACUAAAGUGAGUGUGAUUAGUACAUCUGCUAAUAAAAAACAAGAAGCAAUUGAGCGUUUGGGUGCAGACUCAUUUUUGGUUAGUCGUGACCCUGACCAAAUGCAGGCCGCAGUGGGCUCACUUGACGGUAUCAUUGAUACUGUCUCUGCAGUUCACCCUCUUUUGCCAUUGAUUAAUUUGUUGAAAACUAAUGGGAAGCUUGUGAUGGUUGACCCGCGAUUUCUAUCUAUUCUCAUUCUGAUUAAACUGCAAACAAUGAUACACAAUUGAAUAAUGUGAAAAACAGGUAGGAAGCUAGUAGGAGGGAGUGUUGUAGGAGGGAUGAAGGAAAUACAAGAGAUGGUAAAUUUCGCGGCAGAGCAAAACAUUACACCAAAUGUUGAAGUCGUGCCAAUGGACUACGUGAAUACAGCUUUAGAGCGUCUUGUGAAAUCGGACGUGAAGUAUCGUUUUGUGCUUGACAUUGGCAAUACAUUGAAAUAGAGUUAAGAAUAUGGGACUUCUUGUUCUCGCGUGUAUGUGUAUUUUAGGUAUGAAAAUGAUGAGUUCGAAUGCA
Molecule: messenger RNA, 1559 nt
Organism: Nicotiana attenuata
Lineage: Eukaryota; Viridiplantae; Streptophyta; Magnoliopsida; Solanales; Solanaceae
Product: 8-hydroxygeraniol dehydrogenase-like
Exons: 4
Coding region: 320-1273 (317 amino acids)
Biological process (GO): lignin biosynthetic process
Molecular function (GO): zinc ion binding; cinnamyl-alcohol dehydrogenase activity
Source: RefSeq, a predicted model, not a curated record